Molecule: messenger RNA, 1385 nt
Organism: Pseudophryne corroboree (corroboree frog)
Lineage: Eukaryota; Metazoa; Chordata; Amphibia; Anura; Myobatrachidae
Gene: COPS5
Product: COP9 signalosome subunit 5
Exons: 8
Coding region: 1-1167 (388 amino acids)
Biological process (GO): protein deneddylation
Cellular component (GO): COP9 signalosome; cytoplasm
Molecular function (GO): metallopeptidase activity; deNEDDylase activity; protein binding
Source: RefSeq, a predicted model, not a curated record
AUGAUUAGGGCAGAGGCGGGCGCUGUGAGCUCCGUGCCCGGCAACCCUGUUCCGUCAGUGAGCGGGUCCCACUGUGAGAGGCGGUGCCGGUUCCUGACAUGCGCAUUGCGACUCCGUGUACCAGCGGCCGCUGCUAGGUGCUGUGUAUCCGCUCUCUCCAGCAACAUGGCGGCCGGCAGCAGUGUGGCCCAGAAGACCUGGGAACUCUCCAAUAACAUGCAGGAGGUGCAGAGCAUCGACGAGAUCUACAAGUAUGAUAAGAAGCAGCAGCAGGAGAUACUGGCCGCCAAGCCCUGGACCAAGGAUCAUCAUUACUUCAAAUAUUGCAAGGUGUCAGCACUGGCAUUGCUGAAGAUGGUCAUGCAUGCCAGGUCAGGAGGAAACCUGGAGGUGAUGGGCCUGAUGCUUGGAAAGGUGGAUGGUGAAACCAUGAUCAUUAUGGACAGUUUUGCUUUGCCAGUUGAAGGAACUGAAACCCGAGUGAAUGCUCAAGCUGCUGCCUAUGAAUAUAUGGCAGCAUAUAUAGAAAAUGCAAAACAGGUUGGACGACUUGAAAAUGCAAUUGGCUGGUACCACAGUCAUCCUGGCUAUGGCUGCUGGCUUUCAGGGAUUGAUGUCAGCACUCAGAUGCUUAAUCAGCAGUUCCAGGAGCCUUUUGUUGCUGUAGUGAUUGAUCCCACCAGGACAAUAUCUGCUGGCAAAGUAAAUCUUGGAGCUUUCAGAACUUAUCCUAAGGGGUACAAACCUCCAGAUGAGGGGCCUUCAGAAUACCAGACAAUUCCUUUGAACAAAAUAGAAGAUUUUGGUGUGCAUUGUAAACAGUAUUAUGCAUUGGAGGUCACAUAUUUCAAAUCUUCUCUUGACCGCAAGUUACUGGAGCUGCUGUGGAAUAAGUACUGGGUGAAUACACUAAGCUCGUCCAGUCUUUUAACUAAUGCUGACUACACAACAGGACAAGUAUUUGACUUGUCUGAAAAGCUAGAGCAAUCUGAAGCCCAGCUUGGCCGUGGAAGUUUUAUGCUUGGCUUAGAAACACAUGAUAGAAAGUCUGAAGACAAACUCGCCAAAGCUACAAGAGACAGCUGCAAGACCACAAUUGAAGCAAUCCAUGGCUUGAUGUCACAAGUGAUUAAGGAUAAACUGUUUAACCAGAUUAACACGUUUUAGACUUUUAACCCUUUAUGUUAUUUCGCUUGUUCUGAUGUUUCAUGUAUUAAUAAGUUGCUUCUUUUAUGCAGAAGCUGUAAAAGUCAUAAGGUAGCACUUCUUUCCUUUUGUCUCAAGAACUGAAAGCAUAUGACAUGUAUUGCAACUUCUCAGCAAUAACUCAAUGUUGUAAAUUUGGUUACUUUCUGGGUGAAUUAAACCUCAGUGAAACUGUUCAA